AAAAUUUAUUGAAUAAAGUUUAGCAGUUUCCCUUCUUUGAUUCAUCAACCAGUGGAAUGUUCUGUUCUUUCUGCACGAAAAGCGCUUCCAAUUUAGUAACACAUUCAUUAUGCGGCUGCUGUUUGAAGCAUCUCGAAUGCUACGAAGCAACUGUGGCCAAUCGAUUGGCAGAUCAUGCAAAGAAGAUCAUCGUACCGGAUGAAGAUGCUAAUGGGAAGGUCGAUUGCGAAAUCUGCCUGGAGAAGUACCCGGAAAAUGAAUUUGAGGAACACCGGGAGAUGUGCACGGCACGAUUGGUGUUCCACUGUGCCGUUUGCGAUGGAGACUACGUGAGCAAGGAAGGGCUGUGGAAUCAUCUGGAUUUGCAUGAUGUUGCAGAUGCAAGUAAAGAAUCAUACUACCGUGAGACGAGAGCCACGUACAAACUACACAAAUGUGGAUUGUGCAAUGAUCAACGUGGUUAUCAGGAGAGUCUGUACUGGAUACACGUUCACGAAGAUCAUGAUGGGUUCUUUCUGCAGUGUUCGGAGUGUGGCGAUAACUUUCGUUCAAAAAAGUCCAAGAAUGAUCACGCUCUAAGCCACUGUAAAGCUACUGUAGAACAAACGGUGGAUCACCAAGUUAGUAACAUAGUUCAUCCGAUUAAAGUUGAAACCCCGGCUUUAGAUAGCUGUGGAAAUUGGCAUCAAUGCGGAAAUGCUGUUGAAGGUAUGAAUAGUAGUAUGACUGCGGACAACUGCGGCAAUACAGAAGAAAUAUUCUGUGAGAAUAGUCCUAGUGAAUCAUCAGAAACUAAGUGUUCCUAUUGUGACAAAAUGUUCCACGAUAAAACGUUAUUAACCUGUCACGUCGAAAAUUGUCAUCUUCCAAAUGUGUGCAAUAUCUGCGGAGAAACUGUUUUUGGUCGAACCAGAUUCCGUUAUCAUAAGUUGAAAAAUCAUACGGAACCAAAACAUAAAUGUCCGUACUGUCCGAUGGAGUUUCACCGGAACAAUAAUUUUCAGCGUCAUAUGUCCAGACAUGUCGAGGAAAGAAAUUUUCCCUGCGAGUUAUGUGGCGCUAAAUUUAAAUCUUUGCAAUACGUGGCAUUGCACAAAAAACGAAACCAUGAAGUGAAGAAACUGCAGACUAAUCCUCCGGAUUGUAACGAGAAGAACUCAGUUGAUGAAUCGUCACAACACUCUGACCAUGUGGCCUCAGAUGACGAGCCUUCCACUAUUUAUCAUUGUCCAGUUUGCGAUGUAAAGUUCGACGACGAGGAACUAUUUGCUCAACACGUUGGCGGAGUCCAUCAACUGACCUUUUGUAGCAUAUGUGGCACAACUUUCGCCAGUGUCGAUCAGCUGAAUGAACACAAGGAAACGCAUCAUCCAACAGUCAAAUAUAGCUGUAGCCAGUGUUAUCAGACGUUCGAUAAGAAAACAUCUUUCCAAGGGCAUUUGGCAGAGCACGAAAAGAAGGCAAAAUUCCAGUGCGGAUUGUGUGAUCACCGAUUUGAAGACCAAACCACGCUUCAAAGUCAUAUGGUGAGCGACCACAAUACCGUUAUGAACCCGGAUGGGAUCCAGUGCACAUGUCCAAUUUGUGGAGAAACUAUUCCUAGUAUUCUUAUGUUUCGACACCACAAGCUAAAAUUCCACACAGAACCGAAAUAUCAAUGUUCGCAUUGCCCUCGAAAGUUCCUCACAAAGGGUAACUACAUGUGUCAUGUCGUGGCCCACAAAAGAAAGAGGAUAUUCUCGUGCAGAUUCUGUAGUGUUCGAUACAAACGCCUACAUAUGCUAGAAGCUCACAUGGAGCGACGGCACGGCAGCGAGUUGAAAGAUGCCGACCAGUCAGGACAAGUUAUUACUAUCAACAAUCAAGACAUGGUUCUGCAGAACGUUGAGCCUGAAGACUUGGAUCAUGAAAACUCGUUGAGUGCAUACGACGAAGGAGAAGGGGAUGAAGAUGUCGAAAUCAAGGAAGAAAUUCUAGUUGAAGAAGCUUCAAUAGCACCUUCAAGUUUUAACUCGACGCAAUGUUCGCAAUGUCAUCAGAUGUUCGGUGAUGCAAAUGAACUCCACGAUCACCUUAAAGUCAGUCAUCAAUCGAUAAAGUGCGCAAUCUGUGAACUUGACUUUGAAAAUCAAGUCAGAUUAAGGUAUCACAAGCUGGUUUCUCACACUGAACCACGGUAUGAGUGUUCGCACUGUGCAAAGAAGUUUCAUGUUAAAACCGCGCUUGUUCGCCACGAAUGGACGCAUCGGAAGGACGAUGGUGCUGAAAAUUCGUUGAAACCUGUCAUCAGAACCCGCAUUAGGUCCAAGUUCGCUGCACCGAAGACAACGACACGUGAAGCAGACCAAUCGACCGGUAUUGAAUGUAAUCUGUGCUCGAGUAAAUUUCUAACUGAAGAGCGGCUACAACGGCACAUUGACUAUACCCAUUCCAAGGCAGAGGUGCAAUGUACAAUCUGCGAGCUCACUUUUCCUUCGCAGUAUAAAAUGUAUUAUCACAAGACAAAAGUUCACACCGAACCCCAACAUAAGUGUCCACAUUGCGAAAAGAAGUUCCAUGUGAAAUACCGCCUUCAGGAGCACUUGGUUGUCCAUUUGACGUCGGGGGAUAAUCGCAAUCUGAACGGCUCCGAAUGUCCUGCGAAAGUGAGAGAGGAAAUUGCUUCCAAAUUAGUUACGCACUCACUAUGCGGCUGCUGUUUGGUGCACUUGGAAAGCUGCGCUGCAACCGCAGAAAAGUCCAUUCCAGUCGUUUGGGAGGAAGAUGCGGCUCGGAAAGUUGAGUGUGAUAUCUGUCUUGAGGAGUACCAGGAAAAUGAACUGCAGCAGCAUCGGGAGACGUGCAUGCCACGGUUGGUGUUCCGGUGCUCCUUGUGCGACGAAGACUAUAUGAGUGAAGAAAGUGUGUGGAACCAUCUGAUUGAGCAUCAGAUUGCACACGAGGACAAAGAAUUGUACUACCGGGAAAAGAGAGUAACUUAUAAACAACACAAAUGUAUCCUUUGCAAUGAUCAACGUUCUUAUCGGGAAAGUAGCUACUGGCAGCAUGUUCAUGAAGAACAUGAUGGGUACUACCUACGAUGUUCAGAAUGUGGUGAAAGUUUCCCAUCAAAAAAACGUAUGGCUGAGCAUGGUCUUAACCAUUGCAAAUCUAGGGAACAAACGAUAACAUCUGAGUCUGGUGGAUUAGAAAUGGGUGAUGAUUAUGCGAAUACCAAUAUCAAUGAGCAUUCAUCGCAAGAAAAGUCGAACGAAGCGUCUGAGAAGGAUUUUGAAACGAACCAAGAUCAGCAGUCGUCACUCGAAAUCGAGGUAGUUGAAUCCUAUGGACAAAAUUCUACGUUGGUUGAGAAUUGUGACGAUGGUCUUACUGAUUGCAAUCAAAUCGGUGAUGAUGUGGACGAAGAUGAAUGCAAGGGGCAUGCAUCAGAAGAAAUUUUGCAGCCCCCUGUUGAGAAUUGUUCGAGUAGACCGUCCGAUGCACAGUGUCCUCAAUGCAACAAAGAAUGUUCUAAUGCUAGGGCACUCUCACGUCACAUUAAGAGCACACAUCAACCGGCCACGUGUGAUGUUUGUGGGCUUUUUUUCAGCAGUGGUAACCAAGCUAAUUAUCAUAGGAUAAGAAAUCAUUCAAAAAAGAACUACCAAUGUUCGAUAUGUUUUAACACAUUCAGAUCAAAGGAUUCUCUCGGGAAGCAUGUAAGAGGUUUUCAUUUUCAUCGGCAAAUAGUGGCUCAAACUGGCUCCUCCGACAGUGUCAAGAAGCAAGAGCCGAAUAAAGCCAAGAUAUUGUGGAGUGUUAAGACUGAUUGUCCAAUUUGCCGGAAAAAGUUCAGCGAUCAAAGUCAAGUUUCUCAGCACGUCGAGGAGAUGCAUAAGGUGACCAUUUGUACCAUUUGCAGGGAGAUCUUCACCAAUGCGGAUGAGCUAAGCAAUCACAAGUGUUCAAUGUGCCCUCACUGUAGUAAAGGGUGCUACAAUCGCACACGUCUAAUAACUCAUAUCGAGUUGUGUCAUGAGAUGAUCACGUGUGACGUCUGCGGAGUUUCCGUUUCCGGUAGAAGUAAAAUAUGGCAUCAUAAGAUGAAAGUGCACUCGGCGCCGAAACUGAAAUGCUCCCAAUGUUCGAAGAAAUUUCAUUUCAAAUGUGACUAUAAGCGCCACUUGUCUUUGUGUGUGAAGAAUGAAUAUAAGUGCAAAUUAUGUGGUUGCAAGUUGAAUUCUUUCACCUUUGUCGCCACUCACAUGAGAAUAGUUCAUGGUGUUACGAGACCCCAAGAAGCUCUCGCAAACCGCAACGAUAAAAAGUACCAUGACAUUUUGGAUGUGAAGGAAACAUCGAUGUUGAAAUCUGUAGAUCGAAUGCCCCAUGACCAAUCUGAGCGUAGUUUUACCAUUGAGGGUGAUGAUAAGGAUGAUACGCCUAAAGAUGUCGCUAAGACAAACAAUUCCAUGUCCUCUCAAGUAAAAGAAUUUAAAGGCAAGAAUAGAAGAGUUAAAGUUGCAGCGAAAGUCUCGCAAGUUCUUGGUGGGACUACAUCGAGUGCGAAGAAGUUUCACAAUGAAGGUGCCUAUAAACGUCAUCUAUCUAGGCAUAAUAAGAUUCGAAACGUGUUCCCCUGUAAACUCUGUGGUCGCAAGUUUAAGCGUUUAGCUUACGUCAGGAAGCAUAUAAAACAGGUUCAUUCUGUAAGAAAAACUCAAACCAAUAUUGCAACCAGCAAAGAACUGAACCAAGAACUUGAUCUCAAAACGGAAAUCUCAGUAGAGGAAACUCAUCUACAACAAAAUGAAAGUCAAGUUCGAAAUGACGACAUUGAAAAAUUCAUCUCAAAACAUACUGUUUCCAAUGCUUCUCAAACCAAUACUGCAACCAACAAAGAACCGAACCAAAUGGAAAUCUCUGUAGAGGACACUCAUCUACAACAGAAUGAAAGCCAGUUUUUAAAUGACGACAUUGAAAAAUUCCUCUCAAAACAUACUAUUACCAAUACUGCAACCAACCAAGAACUUGAGCUCAAAAUGGAAAUCUCUGUAGAGGAAACUCAUCUACAACAGAAUGAAAGUCAAGUUCUAAAUGACGACAUUGAAAAAUUCAUCUCAAAACAUACUGUUUCCAAUGCUUCUCAAACCAAUACUGCAACCAACAAAGAACUGAACCAAGAACUUGACCUCAAAAUGGAAAUCUCUGUAGAGGAAACACAACUACAGCACACACCUGCUGUUGUCAAUUCUUCAUUCCUUGAAAAGUGUCCCCACUGUGACAAAAACUUCAAGUACACAUCUCUAUCCCGUCACAUCAAUGAUAACCACAAGAUGCGCUUGUGUGAUUUCUGCAGAGUUUCUUUUUCAAGCAAACGUCAACUCAAUUAUCAUGUGAUGAUUUGCCACACGGAUCCGAAGCACAAAUGUCCUCACUGUCCGCAGACGUUUCACGUGAAAUCUACAUAUUUACGCCAUGUGGUCACACAUAAGAAAUAUGAUAUCUUCAAGACCAACCAGCUGAUGAGCUCGUUCCAGCAGAUUUUGGACAACGACAAGUCGCCGAACGAUGAUAUCUUCAAGACCAACCAGCUGAUGAGCUCGUUUAGCAGAUUUUGGGACAACAUUUUCAAACUGCUUUUUGAGGCCACAAACAACCCGAGCCAACAUCCUAAAUUGCACAAGUUCCUACAGAACGUGAUUGGGUUCGAUUCCGUGGAUGAUGAGUCCGAACCGGCGAAUCCACUGUUCGAUGGGGACGCCAGGGGCGAGGCCGGCCCACACUCGUUAGGCGAUUGCUGUUUGGUGCAUUUAAAAUGCUGCGAAGCAACAGCAGCGAGUCGAUUGGCUGUCGGUGAAGAUGCGAUUCGGACGGUUGAGUGUGAUAUCUGUUCCGAGGAGUACCAGGAGGAUGAACUCCAACGGCAUCGGGAGAUGUGUAUGCCACGGUUGGUGUUCCGUUGUUCCUUGUGCGACGAAGACUAUCUGAGUAAGGAGGGUCUGUGGAAUCAUCUGAGUCUGCAUGAGAUUGCAAACGAGAGUAAAGAAUUAUAUUACCAGGAAAGAAGUGUAACGUAUAAGCAACACAAAUGUAUCCUGUGUAAUGAUCAACGUUGUUUUCAGGAGAGUGUCUACUGGAGGCACGUUCAUGAAGAUCACGAUGGCUUUUUCCUGCGGUGUUCCGAGUGCGGCGAAAGCUUCCGGUCACAACAACGUAUGUCUGAUCAUGCUUUGAACCAUUGCACAUCUAGAGAACAAGCGAUGCCAUUCGAAUCUGGUGGACUAGACAUGGAUGACGGCAAUGCUACUGGUGACAAACAGCAGGAUUCACUCGAAUCAGAGAUAGUUGAAUCCUUGUCGGUUGAUUUCUAUGAACAUUGUUCUGAAUUGGUUACGGAGUGUGACGAUAAUCGUACUGGUUGUUAUGAUCAAAUCAACGAUGAAAUCGAGAAAACAUCCGACGUGCAACCAGUUUCUCAACUGAAAAACAAAAAGAAUAAUCCGAUUCCGAACGUGGCUUCAGGGGGCAUUUGUUCGAGUGAAUCGUCCGAUAUAAAAUGUUCCCAAUGCAACAAGAAGUAUUUCAGUGCUAAGAUCCUCUCACGUCACUUCCAAAGAUGUCAUCGGCCGACCACGUGCGACGUCUGUGGAGUUGUUUUCAGCACUUUUAACCAAUUCCGUUAUCAUAAGUUAAUCAGCCACUCUGGAGUUCUUUAUAAAUGUCAUGAAUGUCCGAUGGAAUUUAAUGUAAAACAUUCUUAUCAACGUCAUGUGGCCAGACAUCACAAGGCUAUGAAGUUGUGCUGUAAAAUAUGUAAUCGCAAACUCAAAACCUCAGUCGCUUUGGCAAAACAUAUGAGUUUAUGCCAUAGUGACUUUACUAAGAUCCAACAGCAAUAUCAAGCCAAAACGGUUGUCAAAACUGAUUGUCCAAUUUGUCGGAAAAGUUUCAGCGAUCAGGAACAAGUUUCCCAACACGUCCAGAAGAUACAUAAGCUAACCAUUUGCAAAAUUUGUGGGGAGACCUAUGGUAGUACCGAUGAGCAAAACAAUCACAAGUGUAAAAUUUGUCCCCAUUGUGGUAAACAGUGCUACAACCCAACGCGUCUAAUUGUACACAUCACCAAAACUCAUGAACUGACCGCGUGUGACAUCUGUGGAAUGUCAUUUGCCGGCAAAAGUAAAAUGAUGUAUCAUAAGCUGACAGCACAUUCGGAACCAAAAUACAAAUGCUCACAUUGCUCGAAGAAGUGUUAUUUGAAAUAUGACUAUCUGCGUCAUUUAUCGUUUUGUUUAAAGGGUAAGGUCUUGCGGUGCAAAAUAUGUCAACGGACGUUCGGAAAAUUAGUCCAUCUCACUGAUCAUAUGGAAAUGGCUCACGGGGAGAAAAGAAUCCAAACAGAUCUCGGAGACUGUAUCGAACCAAAGUCCUGUGAUGUUUUGAAUGUGCGGCAAGAAGAAGAGAUGGAAAUGGAAAGCAUAGUGGAAGUGGAGGAAACAAUGCUUCUUAAAGCAGAAAAUAAAAUACCACACGAUCCUGACUGUAAUUCACCAGUCGAGAAUGUUGCCAAUACGAGAAUUCAAAAUAAAGGGCAGAAUAGACGGUUGCACAUCUCACAAACUCUGGAUGGGUAUCCGUUGAGUGGAUUUUCCGACACAAAGUGUCCCGACUGUGGCAAAGAGUGCUACCACACCGAGCGCCUUACUAUACAUUUCACGCGUCGCCAUAAGGUGACCGAGUGUAAAAUUUGUCAUGCUUCUAUUGUCGGCAGAGAUCAAACCUGGUAUCAUAAGUUAAAAGUUCAUUCGGAACCGAAAUACAAAUGCUCCCAUUGUUCGAAGAAGUUUUAUUUAAAAUACGGCUAUCGGCGGCAUAUGUCCGUUCAUAAGAUUAUUAAGGGCUAUCCCUGCAAGUUCUGUGGCCGAAAGUUUAAAACUUUACAUGAUGUGGGACGCCAUGUAAAGCAUGUCCACUUUGUGAGUAAAGUGCAACCCGACCGAGAACAUGUCCAGCAGAUGGCAAUCAAAGAAGAAAUCUCAGAACUAGAUGACGACGGAGACAAAUUGAUGUCACUGCCUUCUACAAGCGGAUCCACGAUAAAAUGUCCCCACUGUGACAAAAAGUUUCAGCAAGACAAAUUUCUAAUCCGUCACAUUGCAAGCAACCACAAGCCGCGCACUUGUAACAUCUGCGGACUUAACUUUGAAAAAACACAUCAACUUUAUUAUCAUAAGCUGACGUGCCACUCGGAACCAAGGCACAAAUGUCCGCACUGCCCGGAGAAAUUUCACUUGAAAUCUCUCUGUGAUCGCCAUGUGUCCAGGCAUAAAGAAAACACAUUUCCCUGCAAAUUAUGCAGCCUUAAGUUUAAAACUGCUCUCUCUGUUAGCAAGCAUGUGAAACUUUCUCACCGUGCUAAGGAAAUGAAAACUGAGGCCACAAAGAUGUAGUUUUGGUAAGUUAAGCCAUCUGCAUCCCUGAUUCAAAACUGAUAUAGAUCCAAAUAUUUAGAUCUGAGCCGAUCUGAAAUCAUGCACCUCGGCGUUCUAAAUUUGGUUUUAAUUUCAUACAACCACAGUUGUUUAUUUAAAUAUU
Molecule: messenger RNA, 8577 nt
Organism: Ochlerotatus camptorhynchus
Lineage: Eukaryota; Metazoa; Arthropoda; Insecta; Diptera; Culicidae
Exons: 27
Coding region: 57-8432 (2791 amino acids)
Biological process (GO): DNA repair; IMP salvage; regulation of transcription by RNA polymerase II
Cellular component (GO): chromosome
Molecular function (GO): AMP deaminase activity; chromatin insulator sequence binding
Source: RefSeq, a predicted model, not a curated record